CGGGUACACACUCAGUCCACAGCCGUUUGUUGGCCCCGUCGGUCUGCCUGAGCUAUUGCAGUGGGUUCAGUUCGGCUUCGUUGGCCCAAGGUGACGCAUCGUCGAGUGCCCGGUUCUUUGUCCAGUUCCGCUCCGCCUUGUACUUCCUCUCUGGACUGCGGUGUUCUGUUCUGACCAGGCCAACACAUAAUAUUUUUGGCAACACGUGUUGGCCGAUAAUUGCCGGCACAGAGUAUUGUACUCGAGUUCUCUCUCCCCAUUUUUUCGGGGGGAGCAAAGUACACGUCAACGGAGCAGACUGGCGAACCGAGUGGCGAAACAUUCGGGUUCUGUUUCUCAGGAACCGCCGAGUGCUACGACAUCACGAGAUAGUGCCCAAAAGCAUAGCGGUUCCGACUUAGUGAUUCAUUGUACCGCCGCCACUCGACGCAGUCAGCUGCUACGCGAAAAGGAAUCUGAAAUUUAGAUUUUCCUCAGGUUGCUCGGAAAAAACAUGGGCUACGAUGAGGCCAUCAGCCAUGUGGGCGACUUCGGACGCUACCAGAAGAUCAUCUACUUCCUCAUCUGCCUGACCUCCAUUCCAGUGGCCUUUCACAAGUUCGCGGGGGUCUUCCUGCUGGCCAAGCCCGACUUUCGCUGCGAGUUGCCCUACGAGAACGGCAGUGCCACCUAUGAGCUGCCCACCCACCUGUGGAACCUCUCGUUUCCCCGGGGGGAAAGGUGUGCCUACUACGACGUGGAGUACAGCGAGGAGUACCUGAAUGGCAGCAUUGCCAGGAGUAGCAAUGAAACCAAGGCCUGUUCCCGCUACGUCUACGACCAGAGCAAGUACCUCAACAGUGCGGUGACCGAAUGGAACCUGGUUUGUGGCCGCGAUUUCCUGGCAGCCACCAGCGACUCCAUCUUCAUGCUGGGCGUGCUCCUGGGCAGCAUCGUUUUUGGCCAACUGAGUGAUAGGUACGGACGCAAGCCCAUCCUCUUCGCCUCGCUGGUCAUCCAGGUGCUGUUCGGAGUUAUGGCCGGAGUGGCUCCGGAGUACAUUACCUACACAUUUUCCCGCCUGAUGGUGGGGGCCACCACCUCGGGGGUGUUCCUGGUGGCCUAUGUGGUGGCCAUGGAGAUGGUGGGACCCGACAAGCGCCUCUACGCCGGCAUCUUCGUGAUGAUGUUCUUCUCCGUGGGCUUCAUGCUCACAGCGGGCUUUGCCUACUUCGUCCACGACUGGAGAUGGCUGCAGAUUGCCCUGACCUUGCCGGGGAUCAUCUUCUUGUGCUACUACUGGAUCAUUCCGGAGUCUGCCCGCUGGCUGCUCUCCAAGGGUCGCAAGGAUUGCGCCAUUGCCAAUAUGCAAAAGGCGGCGAGAUUCAACAAGGUGGAAAUAAGUGACGAGGCCUUGAGUGACCUGCUGGAUGAGGGAGAAUCUACCGAGGAGAAGGCCAAGCAGAAGCUGGAGGAUCGGGAGGAUGAGGGACCACCGCCCUCCGUCUGGGAUCUCUUCUGCUACCCCAACCUCCGCCGCAAGACGCUGCUCAUCUUCCUGGACUGGCUGGUCACGAGUGGCGUGUACUACGGACUCUCCUGGAACACCAACAACCUGGGUGACAAUGUACUCCUCAAUUUCCUCAUCUCGGGAGCCGUGGAGAUACCAGCCUAUGUAUUCCUCCUCCUCACCCUCAACCGCUGGGGCAGAAGAUCCAUUCUGUGCGGCUGCUUGGUGCUGGCGGGAGUCAGUCUGCUGGCCACGGGCAUUAUUCCGGAGAAGAUGAACACCCUGAUUGUGACCUGCGCCAUGUUGGGCAAACUGGCCAUCACUGCCUCGUAUGGCACCGUCUACAUAUUCUCCGCCGAGCAGUUCCCCACUGUGGUCAGGAAUGUGGCCUUGGGAGCCGCCUCCAUGGUGGCCCGCAUCAGUGGUAUGAUGGCGCCGUACCUCAGUUUUUUGGCCACCAUCUGGCGGCCACUGCCACUCCUCAUCUGUGGAUCCCUCUCCUUGUUGGCGGGACUACUAUCUCUUCUGCUGCCGGAGACGCACAACAAGCCCAUGCUGGAGACCAUUGCGGAUGGCGAGCGGUUCGGUAAGAAGACCAAGGGAGACGUCUACCUGGAGACGGGCCAGGAGCUGCGGCAGACCCCAGAGACGCAGCCCCUGAGGGGAGCAACUGAAGCGAAUGGGCUGAAGACCAAUGGCCACAAGUACUAGGCAAUCUCAAGAACCGAACUCACUUCAACUUUUCCAGAGGUUACAGGGCAUCUAGAACUCGGCCAGGCCAGGGGCGAGGCAUUUACCUACUAAAGCAUAGACCAAGUAUUAUAUCAUUUCUGUAAUCUCACACGCAACCAAAAAAGAGACAAGAGAAAAUAAAAGAUUGGGUAGCAUCAAUAGAUCAUUACCAUGCUAGCAUUUAGCCCUAGGAAAGGGGUAGUUUUCACUUGGACACCCGUGACGCUGCAUAAUUUAUUCCUAAAUCUAUUUAACUUUAACUUACAUGUAUGAAAUCCCUGAACAUGAUUUUGAAAUAAAGUCGAUUUUUCCCAGAGAUUAA
Molecule: messenger RNA, 2543 nt
Organism: Drosophila biarmipes
Lineage: Eukaryota; Metazoa; Arthropoda; Insecta; Diptera; Drosophilidae
Gene: Orct2
Product: organic cation transporter-like protein
Exons: 1
Coding region: 494-2200 (568 amino acids)
Biological process (GO): transmembrane transport
Cellular component (GO): membrane
Molecular function (GO): transmembrane transporter activity
Source: RefSeq, a predicted model, not a curated record